Messenger RNA from Gastrolobium bilobum, 735 nucleotides. RefSeq lists its product as uncharacterized. NCBI's taxonomy places the organism in Eukaryota, Viridiplantae, Streptophyta, Magnoliopsida, Fabales, Fabaceae. Bases 1 to 735 code for a protein of 244 amino acids. Gene Ontology annotation, molecular function: RNA-DNA hybrid ribonuclease activity; nucleic acid binding. The record is from RefSeq and is a predicted model, not a curated record. The transcript has 2 exons.
AUGAUCCUUUUUGUUGUGACCAAUAUUGAUUUCAGUAAGAAGGUGGCUGAUAUGAUCACACAGGAUAGAGAUUGGAAUCCAGUAGCCUUGAAGCAAUGGCUCACUCCUAAUGCUAUUAACAUCUUGAAAAAUACUUUACCUCCUAAUCAAGAAGACAGUCCGAAUAAGAAAUCAUGGAGAUUUGGUAGCAAUCCAUCUAUCUCGAUUAGGAAUAUUUAUGAAACACUUUUGAAUAGAGGAGAUGCUAAUGAGGAGAGGCAAGAGUUGUGGUCUAUUUUAUGGAAGUGGAAUGGCCCCCAGAAGAUCAAGAUUUUAUUGUGGAAGAUUUUGCAUGGCAGAUUACUAACUAUGAAGAAAAUAUCUCAAUGGGGAGAGAGAAAUAAGCUUCGUCAUGGUUCUACCAUUCCUAGUUGGAUAAACAGGGAGAUUAUUAUUCGCAACCUGGUCAAAGAGAUUGAUGAUGUUUUCUCCAAUCCUAAUAGCCAUCAGUUGGGUAGAGGAACUGUUAUUAUUAAUAUUUCCAGGCUUUUUCCAAAAGAUUGCUAUAUUAAAAUAAAUACUGAUGGAGCCUCGCGUGGUAAACUUGGACAUGUUGCUUAUGGAGGUGUACUGUGUGACUCUAACGAUAAGUGGCUAAGUGGAUUUGCAUUUAAAUUAGGAACAUGCUCUUCUUAUAAAGCUGAACUUUGGGGUAUUCUUCGUGGUUUAGAAUUGGCCUGGAAUGAAGGAUUUUGA